UAUACUCCAGAAAAUCAUACUCAAUAUUCACAGUUGCCGGUCAACUGCCCCCCUAAUCAUCACCGAAUACCCCUAAUAGAAUCUAGAAACUAGUUUUCCUUGCUCAAACGAGUCCCUUGAAUAACUCCAAUUUUAAAGAAACGUCAAUUUUUUGCGAUAACAACACCAACAUAAUGGCGACCAUCCAGCUGUCUUUCUCGCUACGCGUUUCUUCCGGUGUCAAGUCCGUCCACUUGCUCGGUUCAUGGGACAACUACGUCGGUCAAAUCCCCCUUUCCAAGGACAAGUCUUCUUCCAAGUCCGGAUCAUGGAAGGGAACUUUCCGAUUUCAGGGCAACCUCGAAGCCGGCCAGCGCUACUGGUACUACUACAUCAUUGACGGCUACCACGUCUCUCACAACCCCAGUGAGCCUUCAACCGUCGAGCCCACAACUGGCCGAGAACUCAACAUCCUCGAUGUCCCCAAGGACAAGUCGAGCAAAUCAUCCAAGUCUUCCUCAAGCAAGAGCUCAAAGCACUCUUCUUCAUCAUCGUCCCGUGAUAAGCACAGGUCCUCAAAGCGCGGCUCCCUUGCUCUUGAUAUCCCCAAGGGCCGCCCAUUGUCAGUUUCGCAGAUCGUAGCACCCAAGCCCAUGUCUCCCCAUGCGACCCGAAACAUCCUGGACGCCGACUACUACGAUGAUGAGCACAUUGACGAGCUGACUGCGCGCUUCGGAAGCGCUGACCUUGAGGACGAAGAAUACAUCACUGAUUUCAGCACCUCGCCCGUAUCUUCAUCUGGAUCGAGCCUCUCCUACCGAUCUGGCAGCUCUUCGCCAUCAUCAUCCCUUUCUGGCUACAGCACGCCCGCUUCAGACUGCAGCAGCUGCACAUGCGAGCGCUACGGUAUCACGCGCAAGGGUGACCGUGUCAAGAUUGACUGCGGCGGCUCCCGCUGCGGCUACAGUGACGAUGACAGCUCAUGCUCAAGCUCCGGUGACGAGGAGGAAUACGUAUCGCGCUCCUCGCGCCGCAAUGGCAUCGUUAUGCGCUCGUAAAUGAGACCCUCAUCUACGGCAGGCGAAUGGAGAGAAAUUAAUGAAACCGAGGAA
Xylaria bambusicola is the source of this 1091-nucleotide messenger RNA. RefSeq lists its product as uncharacterized. NCBI's taxonomy places the organism in Eukaryota, Fungi, Ascomycota, Sordariomycetes, Xylariales, Xylariaceae. The transcript has a single exon. The coding region runs from base 174 to 1037 and encodes 287 amino acids. The record is from RefSeq and is a predicted model, not a curated record.